CGUUUACGCGUGCGCACAAAAAACCAGCUGCCGAGAGGUUUGCUAGUUUGCACGAGGUGGGAGCGAAAUGGAGGACUCGUUUUCCACUCAAGAGUCGGCAUUACCCGCCACCUCUAGUGAGCUGACCUCACUAGAGCAGUUGGACAAAAAGCAAAUUAGAAAGGCAGUGGAAGCUUUGUUGACACAGUCGAAAUCCAGGAAGAACAAAAAUGGAUUGCUUUUAAAUGAAAAUGAAAGUUUAUUUUUAAUGGUGGUGCUGUGGAAAAUUCCAGGAAAAGAACUGAAGGUCAAAUUGUUGUUGCCUCAUCAUAUUCGAUCAGACUUGUCAGAAAUCUGUUUAUUUACCAAGGAUGAACUCCAGUCAGCUGAACAGACAGAACGCUUCUAUAGAAAGCUUUUGAACAAGCAUGGAAUUAAAACAAUUUCUCGGAUUAUCCCUUUCCGAACUUUGAAAACAGAAUAUAAAGCUUAUGAAUCCAAGCUCCAACUCCUAAAUAGUUUUGACUUCUUCCUUACUGAUGAAAGAAUUAGGCGACUUCUGCCCUCACACAUAGGGAGACAUUUCUAUCAAAGGAAAAAAGUUCCAGUAUCUGUAAACCUUCUGGCCAAGAAUUUAUCAGAAGAGAUCAACAACUCCCUAGGUGGGACUGUCUUAAACAUCUCCAAAAGUGGUUCUUGCAGUUCUGUACGCAUUGGUCACACUGGAAUGCGGGCUCAAGACAUCACUGAAAACAUUGUUGCUGUGGCAGAAGGUCUUUCAAAAAAAUUGCCAGAGAAGUGGGAAAGUGUGAAACUCCUGUUCGUGAAAACUGGGAAGUCAGUUUCCCUCCCCAUUUUUUCUUCGUUUGUCUCUUGUCAGAAUGAAACCAACAAAAUGUUAAUUCGUAAGCUGAAGGAAAAAGAGGCUAAGAGAAAAGAGAAAGAACAAAAACUUCGUGAAAAACGGAAGUUGAAGAAGGAAAAGAGAAAGUUAAAGGGAAAAGCUAAGAAGGUUACAUCAGUCCUAACUAAAGGUGGCGUGGCACCUCAAACUAAAGGUGCUUCUGCAAAGAGCCGUAGGUCCCAGAAGAAAAAGACUGGGAAAGUAAAAACCCAAGUUAAAGUGACCAAUGAAUCUGAUGAUGAAAUUCCACAACUGGUACCAAUAGGCGAAACUCCAGUAAAAGAAAAUGUUGAGGUACAGAAACAUAUCACAGGGAAGAAGUCUCCAAAAAAGAGUCCUGGUCCCAAAACACCUCAGGGCAAGAAAAGAAAGGCUCUGCCAGUUCCUGAGAUCCCAGAUGCAGGUCCAGGGAAGAAGCCAAAAAUGGGACAGGAGAAGCAAAGAAAAUCCUCACCAGGAAAGAAAGAUCUGAGACAGACUCCAAAAAAGCCAGAGGCCAAGCUCUUCACCACUGCUAAUAAAUCUACAAGGAAAGCUCCCCAAACCCCUAAACAAUUACCAAAAGAAUCCAAAGUGCCCCAGUCAGCCUAAAAUCAGUGACUCAACCAAAAGAAAACACUAGAGUUACUUGAGGGCUGUUGGAAAAUCUUUGGGCCCUGGGCUUAGUCUGCUACACCAUUCAAACUAAAUGAGUAAAAUAAAAACACUCAGUUCCUGAUCCACCAUUGCAGCCUUCAAAAGUGAGGGAUGAGCUGGGCAUGGUGGUGCAUGCCUGGAAUUGGAAUCCCAGCACUCUGGGAAGCUGAGGCUGAAGGCAUGUUGCAAAUUGGAGACCAGCCUGGGCUACAAAGUGAGCUAAAGGUCACUUUGAAGUACACAGAAAGACCCUGUCUCAAAAAAAGCAUGAAUCUAAAUCUUUUUUUAAACUACAAGUAACUCUUGACAUGUAUCUAGUUAUAAGAAACAUUGCUUAAAAUUUUUUCAUUGCUCUUUUGUGUAAUUGCUAAUGUUGGGCAAAAAUUAAUGCUCCUUUGUGUUUGUCAUUUUUAUUAGUAAAGUGUCAUGUUUGCUUCUUGAGUAAA
Messenger RNA from Cavia porcellus (domestic guinea pig), 1965 nucleotides. RefSeq names its product ribosomal L1 domain containing 1 (gene Rsl1d1). The transcript has 9 exons. Bases 68 to 1474 code for a protein of 468 amino acids. NCBI's taxonomy places the organism in Eukaryota, Metazoa, Chordata, Mammalia, Rodentia, Caviidae. The record is from RefSeq and is a predicted model, not a curated record.